CAGAAAAAGGUGGACGAUUUCGAAAUUGUCAUUCGACAAUUUAGAACCGAAAUGGAUCGGGAAUUGAAAGAAAUAGAAGGCAUCUACAAUGAGCAGCUAGAGGAGCUCCGGGAAGCCUGGAUCGAUUCGCUGGCUCAUUUAGAGGACAGAAUUGAUGACAUAUUAGGGGUUGUAGACAAUAUGCAGGCCCUGAUAUUGGAAGUGAAGGGGAAAGAACAAGUAACACCAAAGGACGAACUCACUGAUGAGAGUUACGAAACUGCUAUGGGGAGCUCCUCAAGCAGUGAAAACACUGCAGAAGAGCAACCCAAAAGCAGCGAGGGCUCUGAUAUCAGUGAGGGAGAAGAACAGGAAGGAUCUAAGAGCGGUGAGACAAGUGAGGAAAAAAGAAUGGAGACCACUGAAGAUGCAGAGGAGAAAAACACUGUAAAGCGAGUCAGCUUUGCAGAAAACCUCUGCACUUUAUAUGCGAUCCCACAAUGGAAGCACAAAAAAGAAGGCAAAUUUCUAAGAUUCUUUAGAAGAAUCUUUAGAAAGAAAUCUAAGAAAGGUGGGAAUAAAGAAAACACAGAAAACUGUGAUGAAAGUGGGCAACGCACAGAUGACAUGGUAAAAGGGUCCACAACCAAAAGAGAUGUGCACUUUGAUGCAAAUCUCUCUACUUAUAAUGAUGGGACCCGGCAGUGGAAGAGCACAAUGCUUGACCAUGACGAAGAUCUGCUGCAGAAUGAUUAAUCAUAGGAAGCAAUGAGAAAAUGAAA
This is a messenger RNA of Xenopus tropicalis (tropical clawed frog), 761 nucleotides long. RefSeq lists its product as uncharacterized. Lineage: Eukaryota; Metazoa; Chordata; Amphibia; Anura; Pipidae. The record is from RefSeq and is a predicted model, not a curated record. The coding region runs from base 52 to 735 and encodes 227 amino acids. The transcript is spliced from 3 exons.